AGAAAACCUGACAGAUAUAUCGCAGGGCACAGUAAUCCCUUACACCCCACAGGCGCACGCCACCCGACAUCCAUUGACGUCCCUGCCGCGCCAUCUUUAGAAAACAGUGAGCCUCACACUGAAUGAAACUUCAUUAGAGUCUUUUGUAAAAGCUUCCCAGUGUGUGGACUGAUAUCCUUUACUUUCCAGGUGUUUUGAGUGAUCAUGGGGAUCAAGGUUCGCCCUCGCUGCUUUCUUGACAUCGGAAUCAGUAAUGUUCUUGUUGGCAGAGUUGUGAUAGAGUUGUUUGCAGACAUCUGUCCGAAAACCUGUGAAAACUUUCGAUGCCUCUGCACAGGUGAGAAAGGCAUUGGCAAAGGAACUCAGAAGCCCCUACACUACAAGGGAUGCCUCUUCCACCGAAUUGUAAAAGACUUCAUGAUUCAAGGUGGAGACUUCAGUGAGGGAAAUGGAAGAGGAGGCGAGUCCAUCUACGGAGGCUUUUUUGAAGAUGAGAGCUUUGCAGUUAAACACAACAAGGAGUACCUGCUUUCUAUGGCCAACAGGGGCAAAGAUACAAAUGGAUCACAGUUUUUCAUAACAACAAAGCCCGCUCCACAUCUGGAUGGUGUCCAUGUGGUUUUUGGUCACGUCAUCUCUGGCCAAGAGGUUGUUCAAACCAUGGAGAGCCAGAAAACGGACCCUAGCAGCAAGCCCUACGCCGAGGUGAAAGUUAUGAACUGCGGCGAGCUCGUCCCUAAAUCUAAAGCAAAAAAGGCUGAGAAAAAGAAAGAGAAAGGCUCCUCCAGUUCCAGCAGCAGCUCCAGUGACUCUGAGAGCUCCUCGGAGUCGUCCUCUGAUUCUGAGGAGUCGGAGAAAGAGUCAAAGAAGCGGAAAAAGAAGGCAAAAAAACUCAAAAAGAAACAGGAGAAGGAUAAGAAGAUAUCAGAAGCUGAGAGUGUCGAAGAGAAGGAACAAGAGGAGGUGGUCACCUCCACUGUGCGUCCCGAGGAAAUACCGCCGAUCCCUGAGAAUCGUUUCCUCAUGAGGAGGAGUCCUCAGCCUGUCCAGAAGUCCGAGGAGCCUGAAAAGGAUCAGAGAAAAGAGGGCCGGCCACGAGAGAACACUGGCAUGUCCUAUAAUUCCCAGUCAGCUUAUAACAGAAGAUUCGAGCUGACCACUCGUUCAGGCAGGAAGAUAAAGGGGAGAGGACCAAGGAGGUACAGGACCCCCUCUCGGUCUCGUUCAAGGUCUAGAGAUCGUUUCCGCCGCAGCGAAACCCCCCCACACUGGCGCCUAGAAAUGCAGCGUCAGAGAAUGCGGGCGGUGACAGGAGAGCGCUGGAUUAAGGGAGACCGAGGCGACAUGGAGCAGUCCAAAGAUGAGGACGCCAAAGCCCCAAGGAGGGAGAGGCGGACCUCCAGCACAAGGCAUGAAAACACGGCCGAGGGCAAAAAAGACAAAAAAUCUCGGUCUCACAGAUCUAAAAGCAAAGAAGACGGGGCGGAAAGGGAUGAGAAGCAUAGCAAACACAAGGCAAAGAAAAAGGAUAGAUCGCACAGUCGCAGUAAAAGUAGAGACAAAAGUAGACGGUCAAAAAGCAGAGAUAAGAACGACAAGCACAAAAGUAACGACAGAAGAGGCCACUCCAGGAGCAAAGAGAAAGAUGUGGACCAAAAGGAAAAGGAGCCUGAACAGGACCACAGUAAAGAUAGAAGUAAGACUCACGAGUCUGACAAAAAGAAUAAGGAUGCCGUGAAAGGAAGCAAUGGCGAGCGAAACCGAACCGACUCCCCGAGCAAGGAGCGAGCCUCUGCGAAAGACCAGCACCGCUCCGACAGCAGAAACAGAGCCGGCGCCGCCGCCUCCAGAGAUAAAGAAGAAAAGAAGGAGAGGGAAAAAGAAAAGGGCAGAGAACGCAGCAGGAGCAGAGAAAGGCGGCGAAGAGGAGCAUCCCGGGAUCGCCGAUCCAGAAGCGCCGACAAGACCAAAUCCAGAGACUCGCACAGAGGCCGACGCUCCCGAAGCAAGAGCCGCCGGAGGGACCACAGCAAAGAGCGCCCGUCUCACCGCAAAGAUAAAGACAGCGGGCAGAGGCGGCGGCGCAGCAGCAGCAGCAGCAGCAGCAGCUCCGACAGAGAGCGAGCAGACAGGAGGAAGAGCCGCAAGAGAGGAGCUGACAGUGCCUCCAAAGACAGGAGAAGCCCCACCAGGUCAGAUCACGCAAAAGUCAGAGAUAGAGACGACGGUAAGCGGAAGCAGUCCAGCUCCAGCUCCAGCUCCGACAGCGAUUGAUGCUCUCCGUCUUUGUACCUACGAUUAAUGCAGUACGCCACACCAGCUUUCCAUCCAGAGUGGGAUCCCUGCCCGCCUCCUCCACAUGUGGCAGACAAACUCCAAACCGUUCAACUAGACCCACACACAGGUGGCAAGCAGCAGCAGCAGGCUGGCAUUAAGGUUAAAGUACUAAAUGCACACGUGAGACGGCUACAAAAACCUGCACACACAAGCUGGAUCAGAACCCGUGUGCUAGAUGGACAAACCCAACACCAUCCACCCUCGUUUAGUUUUUUUUUCUCCCCUAAAACUGCGCGUAAGCCUGUUGUUUGCUGGGUGAAGUUGUGAGACCCGUUCAGAAAAAAACAGACUCCAAAUCAACUUGAUCCCUAAAGCUGUUCAAGUACCAAGAGUUAUUUUAAUUUCAUAAGUGAGUGUUAUAUUGAAAGCAGUUUUUAACCUUUGGUAAAUUAUAAAUUAGCCAAUAAGAAGGUAUCUUUUUUUUUUUCUUUUAGUUUACUGGUAAUCUCACCCAUGUUGAGUUAUUUUCUACUGAAUAUUCAUACUGUGAUCCACACCUUUUCAUGUGUCUGUGUUUGAUCAAAUAUAUGCACACCCACUACUUUCAUCCACAGCAACAGUCCAGUACUGUAAUCCUUUUUGGUUUUUCAAAGAAAGAAUAUUAGCGGUUUCUGUGUGUACGUUGUCCUCCUGUUGAUCUUUUGGAAUGGUGAUUUGAGAUAAAAAGGAUCAGUUUGAUUUGUAAUAGUUUUUAAUACUGUGUAAAUGCUGACUCCAAAACCUUAUUUGCAAUGAAAAAUACAAAUAAUAAACGAUGACAACAGAACGCAAAAAUGGAAA
Messenger RNA from Menidia menidia (Atlantic silverside), 3117 nucleotides. The record is from the annotation of a GenBank genome assembly. Lineage: Eukaryota; Metazoa; Chordata; Actinopteri; Atheriniformes; Atherinopsidae.